AUCUCCUGCAGCAUGGGCGAGCAAAGACACCCCGUCAAUAUUCAGCUUGUUGGAGUGAUGCAGAAAGAAGUAGCUAAAUUGUACAUGACCACUGUACUCUGGUCAGAUCAAAAUGAGAUUACGGUGUACAGAUCGCUUGAAGACUUCAAGACGCUGCAUAGACAACUCAAGAAGAAAUUCCCUCCUUCAAAACCCAUUAGAAGGUCAGAAAGGAUUGUUCCCAAAUUUAAAGCUGCAAGAGUGCAGAAGAACAUGCAGAAGUGGAGCCCCAAUAAGUCAGUGCUCAGACUGAAGGCUCUGGAAGAAUACUGCAGUGAACUGCUGAAGAGCGAUCCCCGUUUCUGCCAGAGCUCAGAGCUCAUCCAGUUCCUGCUUCCCAAACCGCAGGACCUCGAUUCUGACUUUGCAAAAAACAGUAUCGUGAUCAUGCCAUCAGAAACCUCUCUGAGCAGCGGUAAUGUUGGAAUGAACGUUACUCAACCCUUUGUUACUGAAACAUACCGAUGCAUAGCUACUUAUGAGACCAAGGACACCAAGAACCGGCCCUUCAAGGUUGAGGUGGAUGAGAUUGUGGAUGUGCUCAUUAAAGACCAAAAAGGAUGGUGGCUGGUGGAAAAUGAAGCCAAACAUCUCGCUUGGUUUCCUGCUCCGUAUCUGCAGAGAGCUGAGAUGGAUGAUGAUGGUCCUGAUGUGAUGGAUGGCGGAAGUGUUUUCUAUGUUGCCGCCAAAAGUUACAAAGCCAUGAACAGUGAUGAACUAUCAGUGGAGAUCGGGUCUGUGGUGGAGGUGUUACAGAAGUCUGACAACGGCUGGUGGAUAGUCAGGCACAAUCGAAAGGCGGGAUUCGUACCAUCUAUGUACCUGCAACCAUACAAUAACCCACGAAUGCACCUGAUGCCUGCUAAGAGGGAGAUAACCAGCUCCACUCUUGACUUGGCACAGCUUCAACGUCCUGGAGAAAAUUUCCCGCAGGUCUCCAGCCGUGAGCUCAGCAGAUCCCAGGGCAACCUGGGACCUCCAGGAAGCACCCUGGACCCUAAAGAUAAGCAGAUGUCACGAUCAAUGAGUAGACUGCCAGAUGCUCAUACAACACGGCUGACUCCACCAUCAGUCCGAGUGGAGUUUGUCGAGAACGGCCAGCAAAGCAGUCUGAGUGACGACAGCGAUGAGUUCAGCGACGACAGCAGUUUCUCCGGUAAAUCGCUAAAUCGCUCGGACACGGAAGAGCAAUUACGCAGGAGUCGCACCCCUACGCUUGACUCCUCUGGCAGCCUGAGACCUGAAAGUGCCGAAGGCGGCAAGAUGAUCGGCAGCAGAUCAGACCCCAGUCUCAACAAGAUGCCCUCCACCCCCAAGAUACCACCCAGACCCCAAGCUCAGGAGAUACUCAAACGCUGCACCACCGUCACAUGCAAAAACCUGCAGAGAACCAGUUAGGCCGAUGUCUCAAGCACUUCAGGUUACAUGUUUGAGGAGAGCAUCCAAGAGUCCAGGUCCAGACAAGCAUUAAUGUCCACUGCCGUAACUCUUGCUUGAUGCUACUGUGAUUAUUAGAUGGACAAAUUAUGGAGAGAUUCUUAC
Sinocyclocheilus rhinocerous is the source of this 1581-nucleotide messenger RNA. Its product is annotated as NADPH oxidase organizer 1-like. The transcript has 8 exons. Gene Ontology annotation, molecular function: superoxide-generating NADPH oxidase activator activity; phosphatidylinositol binding; protein binding. The coding region runs from base 13 to 1437 and encodes 474 amino acids. The record is from RefSeq and is a predicted model, not a curated record. Gene Ontology annotation, biological process: superoxide anion generation. Lineage: Eukaryota; Metazoa; Chordata; Actinopteri; Cypriniformes; Cyprinidae. Gene Ontology annotation, cellular component: cytoplasm.